Truncatella angustata is the source of this 1576-nucleotide messenger RNA. RefSeq names its product fatty acid desaturase-domain-containing protein. The transcript is spliced from 3 exons. Bases 318 to 1445 code for a protein of 375 amino acids. Gene Ontology annotation, biological process: lipid metabolic process. NCBI's taxonomy places the organism in Eukaryota, Fungi, Ascomycota, Sordariomycetes, Amphisphaeriales, Sporocadaceae. The record is from RefSeq and is a predicted model, not a curated record.
CCGCCCGAAAGGAUCACGUCAGGUGUGGCUUUUCGAGCUCAUAAGUUUUCAGUCUAUGCUAGGCUAGAAAUGUAUCAAAAUAAUAGUAAAUCUGUCAAUAAACUCGGUUAAAUGAAAAUGGAAAACCUAUUCGUGUUCAGAAACACCAAUAAUACAAAGGAUGUGCCACGGCAGUUAUAAACAAUGAGUUCCCGAUUUCUUUUAUACCUUUCGCAUCGGUAGAAGCACCAGACACUCAACCACUUCUCCGACUCCUCAAGCACGCAACUACAUCACGCACAGCCAUCACGGCCCAGACAGCAACUCCCACCAUAAAUAUGCCUGAGGUCGAACAGCUCGAGGGCGCCGCCGGGAAGCCCGUGCCCGUCACCGAGGCCCAAGAGUUCCAACACGCUCUCGGAGUGGCACACACAUUCCGCUCUCGAGACAGCGGGAAAGCACUCCUCGCCAUUUUUGUCAACUACGCUGUCAUGGGGACAUGCAUCUUUCUCUCAGAACAAGUCCACGGCACCCAGUUCUCCAGUGCCGCGAAGUGGGCCGCCUAUGCUGCCGCCUGCCUGGUCAUCUCCUCCAGGAUGCGCGCCUUCGAGAACCUCGUCCACGAGGCAUCCCACUUCAACCUCUUCAAGACCCCGUCCAUGCACUACACCCUGCAGUUCCUCUACGCCUUCCCCGUCCUCCGGGUUCUGGAGGACUACCGCCGCUCCCACCUCAUCCACCACCAGCACCUCGGCGACGCCGCCAAGGACCCCGACCUCAUCCGCAUCUACGAGCUCGGACUCGACAACGUCACCGAGGACCCGGUCUACUACCUGUUCGCCAUGCCCUUCUCGGGGUACAUCCACUGGGAGUAUCUGACCACCACCUUUGUCGACUUCUGGACCUCGCGGGCCGCCUGGCCCAGCAAGGCAGUCUUCUGGGGGGCGGUUCUGGCUGGCUCGUACUUCAACGAGACCAUGGCCUCGCGCAUGGCUCUGUACUACGCGGUGCCUUUCUUCUUGGUCCUGCCCGUCUUCCGCUACUGGGCCGAGAUGUCGGAGCACUUGGGCAUGGACAUGACGGGCAAAUUUGGAAACUCGCGGUCCAACCUUGGAUUCACGCACAGGUGGUUCAUUCACCCCCACAACGACGGCUUCCACGCCGUGCACCAUCUCCACGCGCAGGUCCCGUUCCAUCAGCUCCCCCAGGCCCACGAGGCCCUGAUGAGCCAGAACGAGGCCUUCCGAACCAAGAACGUGCUGUCUACGGGGGUCGUCGAGACCCUCCGGCAAGUGGUGAGCACUAAGAUCGUGACUAAGGGCACCCCUGAGAAGCAAGCACACGGAGGAUCCCCUGCUCAGAAGUCGUGGUUUGCCCCGCUCGAGGCUUGGCGCAAGCUAGUAUCAGUCCGCUCGCAGCGGCAGACUGAGGGCCCCACAGCUACUCCCUACAUGGCUCGUAUGUAACUCGACGCUGGGAAUUGGUAUUAAAACUCCGGAGGGGCUUGUCCCCGCGAAGGCGAUCUGACAGAAUGGACACUGAUAGUGCGGCUUACAUGUUUGAGAGAAGUCGAACGAACCAUGGCUUCUGAACGGGG